AUGACUCCUAUACUGCUAGACGACCUGCCUGUCUGGAACAGGUUGAUUCGCUUCGAAGAUGUCCACGGGCAGGAGAGAUACGGUGAACCUGUAGACGAACAACUCGAUAUUGGUAUCGCUUUACACCGUGGCGAGGACGUACAUGCCAGGAUCCUCCGAACCGAUUCAGCACUGGACCUCUCGGCCGCCCUAUCAGAGGAGAUUGUCCAAGUCAAAAGGGUGCUCUCGCCACUUAGACCAGAAGAAGCAGGCACAAUACGUUGCAUCGGCCUCAACUACCGCGAACAUGCCGCCGAGAUGAAACUCACCAUCCCCAAAACCCCAACCCUCUUCCUCAAGGCCACCGAAACAAUCAACCACCCCUCCAGCACCAUCACCACCCCCCACUGCCCCGACGCCCACGACUGCCACCUCGACUACGAAGUCGAGCUGGCCGUCGUCAUCGGCAGGACCUGCAAGGACGUCCCCGAGGAAGAGGCCAUGAGAUACGUCCUCGGCUACAUGACCGCCAACGACGUCACGGCGCGGACGCACCAGAACGAGGUCUCGCAGUGGGAUCGCGGCAAGGGCUUUGACGGAUUCGCGCCAAUCGGGCCGGCGCUCGUGUCGGCCAGGGUGGUUCCCGACCCGUCGGUGCUGCAGCUGCGGACGGUGCUCAACGGACAGGUGAUGCAGCAGGGCGAGGCGAGUGAUAUGAUUUUCACGGUGCCCAAGAUUGUGUCGUUUCUCUCCCAGGGCUGCACGCUGCAAAAGGGCACCAUUAUCCUAACCGGGACCCCCUGCGGAAUCGGCGUCAGCCGAAACCCCCCCGUCCGUCUCGUCGAGGGGGAUGAAUUGUUUGUCACAAUUAGUCACGGCCUCGGAUCGCUGACAAACCCGAUUGCAUUCAAGCAGCCCGAGGCCAAUGGGCAUUGCAUUGAGGCAAGAGGUUAA
Molecule: messenger RNA, 933 nt
Organism: Trichoderma citrinoviride
Lineage: Eukaryota; Fungi; Ascomycota; Sordariomycetes; Hypocreales; Hypocreaceae
Exons: 6
Coding region: 1-933 (310 amino acids)
Molecular function (GO): acetylpyruvate hydrolase activity
Source: RefSeq, a predicted model, not a curated record